This is a messenger RNA of Zychaea mexicana, 710 nucleotides long. RefSeq lists its product as uncharacterized. The transcript has a single exon. NCBI's taxonomy places the organism in Eukaryota, Fungi, Mucoromycota, Mucoromycetes, Mucorales, Lichtheimiaceae. The coding region runs from base 55 to 264 and encodes 69 amino acids. The record is from RefSeq and is a predicted model, not a curated record.
AGCCACCUGCUUGAACCAUUCCAAUUCGAGAAGAGCUUGCUCUAUCACCGUACGAUGAACUUCAAUAUCCUGGGCCAGCUCACUGACAUGAUCUUCCAUAACAGCUCUGAAGAUGUCUUUGAGGAGAUGGCGAGUGGUUUCCGGCGGCCUGUUUCGGAAACCAUCGAUGAAAUAGCGUCGCGCAUACUCGUACACCUGGUGAUGCGCUCGUUGCAUAAAUCCGCCAAAUCCAUCAAUGCCAAACUUUUGCUCCAUAGCUACUAGCAGAUUCUUUUGCUCGCCGUUACGCGUGAUGACGUGCUCCUCUAGGGCUUCAUGGAUCAAACUUUCCAAGUCCGGAUGGUCGUUCACACCGUGUCUCAGAACUUCGCGAUGUAUAUCAUGACGUGUCUUCAACAGCGUGUCGAUCGCAAACCGUUCCCAGUUAUAGUUGACACGACCAAUCAGCCUCACGUAUAAUGACGACGGGAUCUCGCUAUGCGGCCGAAAGUCCUCCCAGUUGCCGUUCACGAGCCGCUCCAUCAGCCAUCCGUCCAGUGAGAGCCGGUAUCGUGUCUCAGCGUCUGCAACCUCGAAAUGGCAGUAGUCAGUGUUGCAUUCGAGCCAGUGUACUUCAACGAUCUUGGAGACGACGUUUUGGAUAGUACCAAGACCGUGCUCCACGUAGUCGUGCGCCACGGAACUAAACGUGGGAUAAGAGGGUCUUAAAG